GUGUCUGACUGUAGACCGUUGGUUAUCCGGGGAUAUCGCUACUGCUAUUUCUCCUCAGUCUAUCGUUCUCCCUUUUAGAAGAUUGACACAACUAGGUAGGGAAAAGCAAAGAAAGGAAAACAAAACACAACCAAAAAUGGCAGAGCUUGGAGCAGGCAGCCUGUUACAGGGGGAUCCUGCUUUAAAUGACCAAGAGCAAGAGCUAAACGAGCGUUUGAAGCGGCUCUAUCCGGCCGUGAACGAGGAAGAGACCCCCUUACCCCGGUCGUGGAGCCCCAAGGAUAAAUACAGCUACAUCGGGCUGUCGCAGAACAAUCUGCGGGUACAUUAUAAAGGUCACGGCAAAAACCACAAAGACGCGGCAUCCGUGCGAGCUACCCACCCAAUCCCCGCUGCCUGUGGUAUCUACUACUUUGAAGUGAAGAUCGUCAGCAAAGGGAGGGAUGGGUACAUGGGCAUUGGACUGUCAGCCCAGGGGGUCAACAUGAACAGACUGCCGGGCUGGGACAAACACUCCUACGGUUACCACGGAGAUGAUGGGCACUCCUUUUGCUCCUCAGGGACCGGCCAACCAUAUGGGCCCACCUUCACGACGGGCGAUGUGAUUGGCUGCUGCGUGAACCUUAUCAACAACACAUGUUUCUACACUAAGAAUGGACACAGCUUGGGUGUGGCUUUCACAGACCUCCCACCCAACCUCUAUCCAACAGUAGGGCUACAGACUCCUGGAGAGAUUGUAGACGCUAACUUUGGCCAGCAUCCUUUUGUGUUCGACAUCGAGGACUACAUGAGUGAGUGGAGAGCAAAGAUCCACAGCAUGAUCGCUCGCUUCCCUAUCGGAGAGAGACUCGGAGAGUGGCAGACAGUGCUGCAGAAUAUGGUAUCCAGCUACCUGGUGCAUCAUGGGUACUGCGCUACUGCCAUGGCCUUUGCCCGAGCCACAGAGACCAUGAUACAGGAGGACCAGGCCUCCAUAAAAAACAGACAGAGAAUACAGAAGCUUGUAUUGGAGGGUCGUGUUGGAGAGGCCAUCGAAGCCACACAUCAGCUGUACCCCGGACUCCUAGAACGCAACCCCAAUUUACUCUUCAUGUUGAAGUGUCGGCAGUUUGUGGAGAUGGUGAAUGGUACAGACAGUGAGGUACGAUGCUUUAGUGUCCACUCCCCCAACAACCAGGACAGUUAUUCUGGUUCCCCGAGCCUUAGCCCCCGGCAUGGAGCCACCAACCCCCACCUGCACAGCACAGGAGCAGACAGUCCCACGUGCAGUAAUGGUGUGACGCCUUCUAACAAAAACAAGGGCCACACCAAAUACCCCGGAGCUGGCUCCGCCUCCUCUUCCCCUUCCUCCUCACCCUCCUCAGUCAACUAUUCUGAGUCCAACUCCACAGACUCCACCAAGUCCCAGCCACACAGCACCACCAGCAACCAGGAAACCAGUGAUAGUGAGAUGGAGAUUGAGGCAGAGCACUACAGUAAUGGAGUGGCUGAGAAUUCCUCCACUCGCAUCGUAAAUGGCACCUACAAGCACCAGGAGAUCAUGCAAGGGGAUGACAACAGCGUGGGAAAUGGAGUAACAGAGGACAGCUGUGGCUCGAGGCAGCUGUGUGGGGGUAACCAGGCUGCCACGGAGCGCAUGAUCCAGUUUGGCCGUGAGCUGCAGGCGCUCAGUGAGCAGCUCUCACGCCAGUACGGCAAGAACGCUGUGCAUAAGAAGAUGCUGCAGGAUGCAUUUAGUCUACUGGCAUACUCAGACCCAUGGAACUGCCCAGUGGGCCAGCAGCUGGACCCCACACAGAGAGAGGCCAUCUGCUCUGCUCUCAACAGCGCCAUCUUGGAGUCUCAAAAUUUACCUAAGCAGCCCCCCCUCAUGCUUGCCCUGGGGCAGGCUACAGAGUGUGUGCAGCUCAUGGCUCGUGUGCGUUCCGGCUCUUGUUCAUUCGCCAGAGUUGACAACUUUUUGCACUAGCCCAAGUCCAGGCAAUGUUCAGGACAGUUAAGAAGAGGACUUUCCAGCUUUCCGGUUGCCAUGAGGAACACGCUUGUUAGAAAUCGUGCAUUCACUUGCCGCAGGCAGUCCGGAUGAGAGAUGACUAGAAACAUGGAGGAGAGGCUUCUUUUUAAUUUUAGUAUUAUUAAAAUACAAACUGUGUGACACUAUUUAAAGGCAAUUAAUUAUUAUUCUGUUUAUCUAGUCUUUUUUUUUUUUUUAUUUUAGUUUCUAUUUUGUCAGUUUGUUGUGCUCGCCUUGACAUUGAACCAGAAUUCCCUUCUUUGUUUUUAUGGGUGGAUUCAGUGCAUAGUAUUCCAGACACACACCAUAUCGAGGGUAACACAUAGCAGUAAAGUCUUCUUCAGAUUAAAAGAAGCAACACACCUCCCUAUUCAGAACUCAGGUAUUUCCGACACGUGUCAUUUAGCAUGUAGAAGGAGGUAUUGCUGCAGCAGCCAGCAGUACUGUGUGACUACUCAGUAAGGCUUUGCUUAUAUACAGUAUGAAUAUCAAAUAUAAUUUUACUGGCAACUACACCACAUGUCUGUUUCUGAGAUUUUUGAGACGGUGCGGAAUUCCCAUGUGUCUCGCCUCCAAGCUAAUAGUUCACCUCAGGCACCAGCACUAGUGUUUUUAUUAGAUGCGAAUCAUACAGAUGCAUUACAGACCCAGACUUUCUAAGUGUUUUUUUACAAAGCGCGGGUCUCUCUCACUUAAAAAAAAAAAAAAAAAAAAAAAAAAAAAAAAAAAAGGCUCUAUUUUAAUGAUCUUUAUAGAGUAAACUUCAGAAAUGAUGUAAAUCCCCAGCUUUUAUCGUUUUUGGUCAGCCUUAUUGAAAUUGAACCUUUGGGUGUCUGUGUGUGGCUUCAAGGAAUAAAAAUCUGACGUUUUUUGUCAAAGAGAAAAGACGUUAGUAAUUUCAUUAAUAUGACUGCAGCAUUGAAGCUUGGGAGCUGACUAAUUUGUUCCACUAAUUCCUACAUUUUGUAUCUGCUAGGAUAGUGUUGAUGAGCGGUUUCCUCAAAUUACUGACACCAUCUCUACUGAUUGUGUAGUUGUAGCUGUUAGACUGAUUAUGACGACUGUUGGAGACACUGUACUUCAGCUAAGAUCCGUAAAACAAAUGAGGGGUUUAGGGUUUUGGCGGUUCUUUUAUUUUCUUACCUCUUUUGUUCUUUUCUCCAUCACAAGCUUUGUUCCUUCCUUCACAUUUCUUCUCAGUUCUGUCAUUCACUGUCUCUCGCCGUCAUGCCAUCACAAGCUGUGACAUUAUCACUACACACAAUACUGACUCACUGUAGGACGUGACCACAGUGGUCUCCUUUCUCUCAAUUGGGUCACUCACUGUCCACUUGAUUAGAAACACCUGCACAUUCAUGCUGUUGUCUAAUAAGCUUGUCAUGUGGUAGUGGUGCAGUAUGUUGUGAAAUCACAGAUAUGAGCCAGCAGCUUUGGGUAAUGUUCACUUCAAACAUCAGAUUGAAGAAAAAGUAAGUGUGACCGUAAUUGUGGCGUGGUUGUCGACACCAGAAGGGCUGGUUUGUGGAUAUUACAAGCUGUUGAUCUACUGAUAUUUUCACACACGACAGUCUGUAGUAGAGUUUACACAGAAUGGUGUGAAAAACAAGGUAGGAAUGCCUUGUUGUUAAGAGAUAAUUAGCCGGAGCUGCCAGGAAUGAACCGAAAACAGGAAUCUGAGGAACAGACUGUCCAAUUUCAGUGAGUCUGUGCUCGUGAUAGACUCGGAUACUUGUCGUUGACUCAGUGUAGUUUAACAGCAGUGGAACCUGAGUGGUCUGAUGCUCUUGUAGCUCAUCCACCUCAAGGUUUGACAUGAUGUGAGUUCUGAGUCUUUCUCCUCUGAUUUCUCUCAACAAGGUGUUUCAGACUGCAGACACACUGCACACAGGAUGUUUUUUGUUUUUCACACCAGCCUGUUUGUAGUGUGAGAAAAUUCCAAGACCUCUGAAACACUUAAACCAGCCCUUCUGUUACCAACAUUCACUCCACAGUUAAAGUCACUGGGAUUGCACUUUUUCUGCAUUGUGCUGCUGCUACAUGAUCAGCUGAAUGUACAAGUGUUUCUAAUAAGUGUAAAACAAAAUAUUGCGCAAGUACAUCAUUUUUAUUCUAUGGUACUCGCUUCCGUCAAUGUACUCUGGAUUUCUGACCAUAGUCAAACCCCAGUUUCUUCCCCAGAAUCAUCCAUUUCUUCACAUUAAUCACUUUUCACUGCAAGCCACCAUAUGAUUGUUACAUCCGUUAUUUUACAACUAUAUUUUUAUCUGUUGUUUUUGGACAAAUUGCAUUGUAUUCUCAGUUAUACCUCACUCAGAUGGCAAACAACCCAGUCCACAUCACUUCGCCACCUGUGCAGUAGCUGCAUUUGGUUGAUCUUUUCACUGAGCAGGUCCAAGGGUUCUGAACUUUUCAAAAAUGGUCCAAAGUUAUGUUUCUCAACUUUGGUCAUGGAGUAGCCCAGACCUGCACAUUUUAUUUUAGUAAUUUGCCCAGUUCAUCCUAGUUGAGGCUUGUUAAUCAGGUGAUGAGUUGAAGCAGGCAAUUGUGAGCAGGGAAAAUAUCCAAAUGUGCAUGUGGUACUCCAGGACCCGGAUUGAGAAACACUGGUCUAGAGGUUACAUAUAUAAUCUGCAAGGUCUGUAGUCCACCUGGUUCAAGAUAAACAUGAGCUAACAGCCAAACUGUGGUUCACAAAACAGUACACCAUUCUAGCCACAUGAUCUCGAUGUGUUUAUGAAUGCUCCUUUAGGUCAUACUUUGUACACUUUCCAAUAAUUUGUUAGUUCAACAGUGAGUUCUCUUUCCUUAUUCUGGUACAUGACUUGAUGAAAAUGCUGAGUGGUGUUGCAUGGAGACAUCGUGUGUAACAGAGCUAGAUCGAAGAGCUCAUACUUUUACUGAUCUGUACAUAGUAAAGCCUGUGUUUUAGGGGUGUUUUUUUUAUUUUUAUGGCAAACCAAUACCUGCAAGAGCUCAUCAUUGGUUAUCCACCCAUUUUAAAAUGGUCGAACGUUGAGCUGAACCUUGAUCAGGGACCUACUCUAUACAAAUGAAGGAAAGAAUUGCGCUGAUAUCCUCCUAGGAAAUAAUUUGUCCCUCUUUGCUUAUUCGUGUAGUGGCAUCUCUGCCUCAGAUAACGAAGAAGCAGGACAAAUAGAACUAAGCUGAAUACAACAAGCUGUGCACAAUUUCACUUCUGUUAUUAUUUCGAAUUUAUUUGAGUUUUGGUUUUAGCCAUUGUGAAAUGAAUUAGCCUCUACUUAGCAUGAACCUUUAAAUACAUUUAAAAACAAAAAUAAAAAAGGAAAACAAUAGCUUAAAAGAAAAAAAAACAUACAUAUGUACUGGCAACAUGUUAAAGAAAUAUUGUACUCAUUUAAUUUUGACAGAAUUAUUUUUAUUAAAAUACAUCCAUG
Hemibagrus wyckioides is the source of this 5430-nucleotide messenger RNA. It is a transcript of the gene ranbp10, whose product is annotated as RAN binding protein 10. Gene Ontology annotation, biological process: cytoskeleton organization; cell surface receptor signaling pathway. The transcript is spliced from 15 exons. Bases 137 to 1969 code for a protein of 610 amino acids. Gene Ontology annotation, molecular function: protein binding. The record is from RefSeq and is a predicted model, not a curated record. Gene Ontology annotation, cellular component: cytoplasm. Lineage: Eukaryota; Metazoa; Chordata; Actinopteri; Siluriformes; Bagridae.